Messenger RNA from Pimephales promelas (fathead minnow), 677 nucleotides. RefSeq lists its product as uncharacterized. Lineage: Eukaryota; Metazoa; Chordata; Actinopteri; Cypriniformes; Leuciscidae. The record is from RefSeq and is a predicted model, not a curated record.
UUCAGGCAGCAGCAUAAUAAAACCUCAUGCACCAUUAGCCCCAACACACUGACAUACACCCGCUCUUGCAAACAGCAACAACUGCACACUCCACAAUCAUGUCUUUCCUUUCAGGAUUUUUGGGUAAUAAAGCAUCAGAUUCAUUUGUUGACCAGGCAGUGGAUAAAGCAGCUGCUGUUGCUAAAAGAAAGGUGAAGGAAACACUAACUGGAAAGAAACAGGGAACUGAUAAGACCGGGGGCAUGGGAGAUCUUUUCCCAAGUAAAGAUGAGAAGGACAAUAAACCAAAGGAAAAGGCCGGAGGUGGAAUAUUUGGUGGCCUCCUUUCAACAGAAAAACCAGGGGAAAACAGCAGUGGAGGAGCCAUCAGUGCAGGAGGCAGCAAUGCAGAAAGCAACAGUGGAGCAGACAGCAGUUUCAACGAUGCACUGGAUGACCUUGCUAUGGGGUUCGGUGAGAAAUGAUGUUCUGACAAUAAGGAAAAAUCUCCCGCUUGCAAACUUUGCCUAACAUCGGCAAAAUCUCCUAGUGUCAUGGACUUCUUACUCAUGUAAAUAAUUUGAUGUCUCUUUAAUAUAUUAUGUAUGUAUGACCACUUCUAAAACAAUACAAGAAACUAUCUUUAUUAAAUCCAUAUUGAGUAUUUUGUUCAAAUAAAGUUUUUUUGUUUAAAUUUA